AUGAGUAAUAUUAAUCGUGAGCAGUGUUUAUCUAAACUUUAAGGACAUUUAAAAGGGGCCACAGCCACAGUUCAAGGUAAUAAAGUAUAAGAAAUAAAUUAGAGAUUGAAGAACUUUUGAUGAAUUAAGAACAUAUUAUUUGGUAAUAAGCUAAGGAAAUAGAAGAACUUCGUAAAAGAUUAAAGUAAUUGGAAAGUUUAGACUUUCAAAAUGAAUAAGUGAUUCAUAUAUAGAAUAUAAAUGUUUAACUAAAAACAUAAAUUGAAUUUUUGAGGAGUUAAAUUCAAGAGAAAGAUGCUAUGAUUGCUUAAUUUACAUCUAAGCCAGUAUAGUCAGCAUCACCAGAAAUACUUGCUGCAUAACAACAACUUAUUCAAUAAAACUUAUAGCUACAAAAUAUCAUAGGAGAUCUUCAAAAUUAAAUUUUGAAUAAAGAUGCCGUAAUCGGUUAACUAAAAACUUAAGAAAGCACUUUAGAUUAAUUGAUAGGAUAACUUUAAACCAAUAUAUAAUCUAAAAGAAAUAAAGUAGGAGUAACUCAACAAGGAAAUGAAACAUUAAGUGUACUGAAUGAAUUAUAAUAAUAUCCAGAUGCCUUACAAGAUGUUAUCGAAAGAAUUAUAUAAGAGUAUAAAAGAAUGCAAUUUCUAAUUGAGGAGAAAGAUAUCGAAAUUUAAAAUUUAAAAUCUCGACUUUAACUCUAACAGCAAAAGGCAAAUGAUUCAAUUUCAGAAAUUAAAAAAAGAGAUAUUUCUCCUAUGGGCUCAGAUUAAGCAUUAGAUUUAGCUAAAUAAACAGCUACCAUGGAUGAUUUAAUAAAUGAUUUGGAAAGAAAGUUAAUUUCAUAAGAUAAUAGGAAAAAAGAAUUAUAAACAAAAUUAUUAGAUGUGGGAACAUAAAAUGUCGAAUUGGAAAAAUAAUUAUUAUAAUCCAAAGAUCAACUUCCAAAAAAUAUAGAUGAAUUAAUUAAAGCUAAUUUAGAUGUCAACGAUAAAAUUAAUCAACUUUAAAAAACGUUGCUUUAAAAACAAAAUGAGUAAAUUUAACUUCAAAAAUAAAUUGAUACAACUAAUGAUAGUUAAUAAUAAUAAUAAUAAUAAUAAUAAUAAUAAUAAUAAUAAUAAUAAUAAUAAUAAUAAUAAUAAUAAUAAUAAUAAUAAUAAUAAUAAUAAUAAUAAUAAUAAUAAUAAUAAUAAUAUAUUAAAUUCUAACAAUAAGAUGCUUAAGUUGAACAUAUUGUCUCAAAUGCAAAUUAAACUAAAAAUGCUGAUGAUUUAGUCAUAGAGAAUUAAUAAUUAGAAGAUCUGAUUGUUGAAUUAUAGUAGAAAUUGGUUGAUAAACAAGCAUAAAGAGAUGAAAUAGAGAAUGAAAUAAAGAAGUUGAAUAUUCCUGCAUUAUCAAAAGAAUUAAAGGAUCUUUAAAAAUAGCAUGAAUUAUUAAAAAUAGACAAUCAAAACUAAAUAAAUGAAAUUUAAUUGCUUUAAGAAGAAAAUAAUAAAAAUAAAAAUAUUUAAUAAAAGCUUAUUUAGGAGAAUAAGGAUAUAUAAUAAUAAAAUAAUGAAACUUAAUUAUAAAUUAAACAGUAAUAAGAUAAAUUAGCUUAGUUAUAGGAACAAAAAAAUAAAACAGCAUCAAAAUUAGGUAAUGAAGAUUUCUAAAAACUCUAAGAUAAAUUUAAUUAGACUGAGUAGAAUAAUAAAAUAUUAGAAUAAUUGGUUCAGUAACUUAAUGAUCAAAUAAGAUAGUAAUAAUAAGAUUAGCAACCUUUAUAAGAAGAAAUUAUGAAUUUGAAAAAUAAAUUAUAAGAAAAUUAAUCAACAAAUUCAGAAUUAGAAAAGUAAGUUUAAUAACUUGAAGAAGAAUUAAAUAAUAUAAAAAGAGAAUAAUAAUAGACCAAGCCAAGUUAUAUUAAAUCAGUAGAUUAAUAGAGGACAACACCUAUAGAGAAAUUUAGAGAACCUUUCUAAAGUAUGGUGGAGAAAGAUGAAUUCUCAUUUGAUUUAGGUAGUUUAAAUUAAUAAGAAGUUUCUUCUUAUGAAGUAACAAGUUCACCAGAAAAUCCUAAAUAAUCAUAAUUUACUAAGAAUAAAACUCAAGAAGGUAAAUUUAUAACUAUUCCUUUGGAUAUUAUUAAAAAUUAUGAAUAUUUAAUUCGAGAAAAAGAAAAUGAAAUUGAUGAACUAAAGAAUGAGCUUGCCAAUUAAGGUAUGCAGAGUAUACCUAUUAAUUUCUAAACAGGAAAUAUUGAAUAUGGUUAAUAAGAAUAAAUAAACUUUAAAUUAGAAGCCUCAGCUCAAAAUUAAAAUAAUGCAUAAGACCAAGAAAAUUAAGGAGUCACAAUAGAAUAGUUAUAGAAGACAAUAAAGUAUAAAGAGGAUUAUAUAGAGAUGCUUUUAUAGUAGAUUGAAGAUAUGAAACAAUUUGAUACAAUGCCGGAGGAUAAACAAAAGGAAAAAUUGGAAAAUAAUUUAAGAAAAUCAGAUGAUCUUGUGAGGGAAAAUAUGAAAAUUGCAGAUGUUAUAACAGAUUUAGAAGUUAAAUUAGCAAAUAAAAGGAUUGAGAAUGAAUAAUUGAAGUAAUAAUUGUAAGAAGUUAAUCAAGAAUACAAUGAUUAAUAAAAGAGAGCAAAAAUGUAUGAAUUAUAUAUGUUGAAUAAAGAAUUAGAUGAAGAGUCUUCAUUAUCUCCUAAAUUAUUGAAAGAAGAAUCUUUGUAUGAUAAUUUGAUUGAAAACUAAUAAGCUCCAGUAUAAGAGUAAUCAGAAGAAAGAUAAGAGUAAUAGAAGAAAAUUACUAUAAAAGAUAAAUAUGAAUAAAAAAUAAAGGAUCUUAAGAAAGAAAAUGAAAAAUUGAUGGCUAAUAUAAAAUAGUUAAAGGAAGCAUAAUAAAAUUAAUAAAGUAAUAUUCCUUAAUAAGAUGACGAAUUUAAAUAAUAAUAAUUAAGUCCCGCAGAAAUAUUAGUUUAAAAUAAAAAUUCAUAAUUAAAGCAAUAAUCAUAAAACUAAGAAUAGUCUUAAUUUAUAGACUAAAAAAGUAGUCCAUAAGAGCUUUAGUCAUAAUAUGAGAAAGGUUUAGAAAAAUAAGUAAACUUAAUAUAAGAAAUGCAAGCACUUCAAGAUAUAAUUGAGACUUUGGAACAUAAAGUUUAAGCUAAAAAAGAAGAAAAGGAUAAAUUGGAAGCUUAAUUAUAUUCUUUAGAUAAGAAGACAGAAUAUCCAUAAUAAGAUGCUUAAUUAUAGGAAUCUGCAACGAUGGCAAGUACAACAAAAUUGGAUUAGGAAGCUUUAUAAAGAUUGUAUGAUUAAGAAGUAUAAAUUUCAAGAUUGAAAGAUUAAUUAGUAGAAAAAGAAAACUAACUUUAAGAGAUGGGAAAAUUAAAAUAAGUAUUGAUAGAAAAAGAUAAUGAACUUAAAUCUUAUAAGGAUUUAAUACCAUCAUUGGAAGAAUAUUAGAAUCAAUAAUUCUUACACUAAUAAGAGGAAUUGGUAAAUACUGAAUUACGUAAGGAUUUAUAGAAAUUAGAGGAUCAGUUAGAAAUUCAAAUAAAAUUAAAUAGAGAGCUAUAAUAAAAAAUGGAUAAUAAAUAUGAAUAGACUUCUUAAUUGUCUUAAUAAUUAAGAGAGUCUAUCCAUGACUCUAAUUCUUCUAAUUCUUAAAUUAAGGAUAAUAGAUAAAGAAUAGCAGAAAAAUAUUAAAAGAUUGAUGAAUUAGUAAGUAAAAAUUUAAGUUUAGAUGACUUAAUUGUAGAAUUAGAAUUGAAAUUAGCAGAGAAAAAUGAUAAUAAAAACUAAUUGUUGAGUUAAUUACAAGAUGGAAGUAAAGUUGCUGAAAAAGAUAAGGAAUAAUAAGUUUAAACAAAUUAACCAUUUUUUAAAUAAUCGAAUCAAUAAUAGAUGAUAGAAUAAAUUUAAGAAAUAAGUAAUAUUUAAUAAGUAGUAAGUAAUAUUGAUGAUUAAAUUUCAAUUCCAUUAUAAACAGGAUAGAUCUUAUAAGAAUUAGAUGGAUAAAGUUAAGAUGAGGAAUUAAAAGAUCCACAUCCUUCAGAGUAAUAAUCUAAUACACUUCAUCCAGCAAAAUCAUAACCAGUGUUUGCAAGAACAACUGAGGAAGUUGAACCAAAACUUUAAUAAGUGAAAUCUACUCAAGGAUUUAUUUCAUCAUAGGAUUUACUUAAAGAAGAAAUUGAUGGUAAAAAGUUAUAGGAAGUUUGGGAUUUAUUAAAGAAUAAUAGUAAUGCAGAUAGAAGAAUAUAAGAAUUGAGAGAUGCAUUAGCAAGAAAAAAUAAAAGAAAAGAAUAAUUGGAGGGUAUUUAUAAUAAAGAUUAAGACUUACAGAAUCAAAGAGUCUCAGUAUGUGUUAAUGAUAAAAAAGAAUUAUAAGACUAAUUACAUUAAAAAAAUUUAUAAAUUGCUGCUUUGAAUGAAGAAUUAUCUAAAUUAUAAUAAAAAGUAUUUGAAAAAGAGAAAGUAAUUGAUGAAAAAGAUAAGGAAUUUAGAAAUAGUUAAUUAAUUAAAAUAUAUUAAGAUAAUUGUGAUAAAGCAGAUGAAUUAGUUAGAAAGAAUAUUUAAAUAGAAGAAACUUUGAAUAAUUUAGAAGUUAAAUUAAUAGAGAAAUAAUAAAGACAUAAAGAACUUAAAGAGCUUGAAUUAUAAUUGGGAGCAGAUUCUAGUAUAUCAAAUAUUCAAGAGCCUAGAGAAAGUGGAAUAAUGGUUAAGUCAUAUGAUUAAGAGCAAGAUAUAUAAUUUUAAUAAUAGGAAUAAAUUUUAUAAGGUUAUACAAUGAAUAUUGAUUAAUUGAAAAAUAAAAUUGAAUAAUUAAAUAGUGAAUUAUCUGAUAGAGAUAAAAUUAAUUAGGAACUUCGAAAUUAAGUAUCUGAUUUAAAAAAAUAGAUUCAUGGUUAUUAAUUGGCUUAAUAAGAUGUUAAAGCGAUAAAAAAGUAAAAUAAAUAAUUAUAAGAUGAAAUUCAAGCAUUAGUUUAAGAAAAUUUAAAUUAUGAAGACUUGAUUCGUGAUUAAGAGUUUAAGUUACAGAAUAAAAAAUCCAAAUCUAAAGAAUUAGAUAUGGAAAUUAAGAAUGCAGAGAUCUAGAUCUAAGUUGAAAAAUAGAUUAAAUAAAAUUAAUUACUAUAAUAAAAAAUAUAAUAGACAGAUGAACUAAUUAAGAAGAAUUUAGAAUUAGAUGAAGUUUUAACAAAUUUGGAACUAAGAAUAUUAGAUAAAUAAUAAUAAGUAUCAUAAAAAGAGGCUAGACUCUCUAAUUAGAGUUCUAGAAUUUUAUAAUAGCCGAUAUAUAUUUAUUAAGAAGAUUCAGAUGAGAAAGCAAGUAAUAUGAAGACAGAAACAUCACCAAAAGCUUAACAUUAACAUCCUUUAAUAUAAGAACAUAAUGAAAAUUUGAGUGGACUAACUAGUUCUAUUAAUUAAAUGUAAGAAUAAGUUAGAUAAUUGAGUUUAGAUGAUAGUGAGGUUGAUUUUUUUAUUUAAUAAAAAAAAGAAAGGUAAUUGGAAAUAGAUUAAUUAAAAUAAUAAAUAUAUUAAUAGGAUGAACUUAUGUAAGAUUUAAAAUAAGAACAAAUAGAAAAAUAAUAAUAAAUUGAGUAACUUAGAAAAGAAAAUUCUAAUUUUGAUGGAUUAGUAGAAGAAUUAUAAGAAAAUUAGAAGCAAAUGAUUUAUUAAGAAAUUGAGAAGAAUUAAAAUAAUAAUUAAAUUUAAGAAAUGGGAGGUUCUGAAUAAAAUGAGAUUAUAAAAAUUUAAUCAGAGACAUUAGAAUAAAGUAAGAAACUUCAUGAUUUAAAAUUGGCUUAGAAAUAAUUAAAGAAUCAAAUUGCUAAUUAUAAUUCUUUAAUUAUUGAUCUUGAAGCAGUUGUAGCGGAUAAAAAAAAUGAAAUUUAAAAGUUGAAUAAAGAUAAUUAAUCAUUCCAAUAAUAAAAUAGAAAGUAAAAAGGGAAAAGAGAUUUAUUGCAUAAAGAACAAAAUAAUUUAUAGUACUAAUUAAAACUUCUAGAGCCUUAAUUAUAAGAACUUUAAUAAACUGAGAAAUAAGUUCAACAAUAAGUUGCUUAGCUUGAACAAAACUUAAUAGAUUUGAAUGAAAAAUAAAAAUAAUUAGAAGAAUAAAUAAAUUAAAAGUAGGAUAUAAAUUCUGUUUUAGAUUUACAAUUAUCAAAAUUAAAUCAAGAAAUAAAAGAAUAAAAAGAGAAAAAAUAAUAAUUGGAAUUAGAUUUGAAUUAGUUAAGAGAUGAGAAUUAAGGUAUUGAAUAAGAAGUCAAGAUUUAUAGAAAUUUAAGUUUGGAAGAUAUUACAUUGAAUGAAUAAAUAGAUGCCUUAACAUAAUAAAUAAAUGAUGAUAAAUAAAUUUAUUAAACAUUAUAAGAUGAAUAAAAAGCUACUCAAGAAUAAAUUAAUUUAUUGUUACCUCAAAACAAUGAAAUUGAUUAACUAAAAGAAACUGCUAAAUUAUAAUAUGCAAAAAAUGUAGAAGCCUUAAAUAAUUUAUAAUAAGAUUUACAAUAAAAAAUAGAAUAAAAGAAUAAAGUUUUCUAAGAGGUAACUGAAACUGAAAAAUAUAUCGAAGAUAAUAAUCAUGCACUAAAAGGUUUGAAUGAGAAGAAAUCUAAUCUUGAAGAUUAAAUUAAAAAAGAAGAAGCAUUAUUAAAUGCAGUUGUUGCAAAAUCGUAACGUUUAGCAGAGAAUCUUGAUUAUGAAAAAUAAAAUUAUAAUGUUAUUAAUGCUGAAUUAGAAGAUAUUUUGAAGAAAAAAUAAAUUUAAGAAUAAGAAUUACAAAAUGUUUAAAAUGAGGUUAAAAAAAUGUAAGCAGAAUAAUAAUAAUUAUCAUAAUUUUAACAAUAAUAUCAAGACUUAAAAUAAUAAAUUGAUUAAUAUGAAAAAGAUAUAUAAAUAAAUCUUUAAAUAAUUCCAGAAAGGGAAUAGUAAAUAUAACAAUUAUAGUAAAUGAUUUAAAAGAAAAAUGAAAUUUAAAGUGUUUAAUAAGAAGAAGUUGAUAAUGUUUAGAAAAGACUUGAUUAAUUAGAGGAAGAAAAAGCGUAAAAAGAAGAAGAACUUGAGAACUAAAGUAAUAUUAUUAAGAAUAUUGAAGAAUAAAUAAUAGAAAAGUAUUAAAGAGAAAAGGAUUUAAAGGAUUAAUUAGAUUCAAUACAAUUAAGAGAUCUUGAAGCUGAAUUAAAUGAGAAGAUGGAAUAAUCAAUUGCAUAAUAAGAAAUGUUAGAUUCGAUAGAAUAAUUGAAAAUUUAAGUGUAAAAAUUAAGAGAUGAAGAAGAAUAACUUAAAUAAUAGAUUUAAUAAUAAGAAAAUUUAAAUAAUGAUUAGAAAUAGGAAUUAGAAUUUAAAAUAUUGGAAAAGAAUGAUUUAGAAUAAGAUCUUCAUUCAGCAUCAGCAUAAUUAGAUGAGAUGAAAUUUUAAUUAGAAGAGAGAAAUGCUUAAUUAGAAAAAUUAAAUGAUUAAUUUAAGAAAGUAGAUGAAGAUUCAAAGAUAAUGGAGGCUGUAUUAUAGUUGAAAGAGAAGGAAUUAAAGUAAUUAUAAAAAAAGAAAGAAAAUUUGAUAGAUGAAUUAGAGAAAACAAAUAAUGAUGUAGUUGAAACAUAGAAAUAGUUAGCAACUAAAAGAAAAUAUUAAAGAUCUUUAGAUGCAGAACCUUAAUAAUAAGAUGAAGAUAUGGAAGAAGAUAUAUAAGGUAAGAUUACAUCAUUAAAUUCCCGUAAUAAUAAUUUGAAAGAUGAUUUAUAAAAAUUAGUAGAAUAGAGUCCAGAUACAACAGAUUAAUAGGCUCUAGUAUAAUCGGAAGUAGAUAAAAUUUAAUAAACAUUGUACGAAAAAGAUAAAAAAAUAGAAAUGUUAUAAGGAGAAAUUUAAACAUUAUUAUAAUAAUAAUAAUCACAUGAAAGGAAUAGUAUUAUUCCAUCAAUGUUUUAAUCUAAAUUGUCAGUUCAACCAAGUUUCUUUAUAGAUGAUGAUCCUUUACUUUUAGAUUUACAAGAGAAAUUCACUAAAGAAAGUGAAUUGCUAAAGGAUUUAUAAAAUAAAAUUAAAUAGACUGCUGAAAAUCAUUAUGCAUUAUCAUUAUAAUUAAAGGAUUGGGCUGAAAAGGAAAAUAGAUUAGCUAAAGAAUUAGACUUAAGAAGGUAAAAUGUAGAAUAAAUUGAAUCUGAACUUUAAGGAAUAUAUGAAAAAUAUACAGAUUUAGAAUCUGUAAAGAAUAAUUAUUUAGUUAAAUCUUAUUAAUUAAAUAAUGAAAUACAAGAAGCUGAGGAAUAAGAAAUUAAUGUCAGAAAUAGAUUAAAAGAAAAGAAGGAUUACUUAUAAAUACUUUAUAAAAAUUUGAUAGAUAGUGAUCAAAAAUUAUUGCAAUUAAGAAAUAGAAUGGCCCUUUAUUCUUAAGAAGGAAGACAAUUAGCUGAAUAAGUUGAAAGCUUAGAAAACGAUAAAGAAAAUAAAUUAUAAUAUUUAUAAGACAUUUAAGCUGAUUUAGAACAUGCAGAAAUGGAAAAACAAGAAAAACAAGCUUUAGUAUAAUCUAUAGCUAAAGAAAUUAGUGAAACUCAAUAAGAAAAAGAUAAAUUAGAAAUUUAGUUUGCUACUGUUCAUAGCAAAAAUCAAUAGUUAAAAAGUUAAAUUGGUAUAGAAGAAGCUCUUUAUCAAAAAUUACUUUAAGAAUUAGAAAUUGCUAAAAAGAGAGACUAAACUAAAUUCUAAAACUUAUUUUCAGAUGGAUCUACUUAAACAGAAUAUGAUUUAGAAUAAUUUGAAAGUCUAACUAAUAAUACUUAGAUGUUUAAAAAUACAAAAGAAGACAUUUUCUAAUUAAAAGAAAGUUGUAAAUAAAGAUUGAUCUAAAUUUAUAUCAAUGAAAAAACAAAUAUAGAAUAAACAAUUAGUUAAAAUAAGAAUUUAAAAAAGAUGAUUCAUUUAUAAUAAAUGCUUAUAUAGAUUUAAGAAAAUGAAAAUCACAAUUUAAUAGAAUAUUCAUCUAGAAGAUCUUCAAAAUUAGGAUUUAAAGUAUUAGAUGAAUCUAUUUAUAAUAUGACAUUAGAAUUAGAAUAAGUAUGAUAUAUUCAUAUAUUUUAGAUUGAUUUUAUAAUGAAUAAAACUAAAUUAGUUGAAGUUUAAGUAAGUGAUCAUCAAAUUGUUGUUGGAGAUAUCAAAAUAGCACGGCAAUGGAUCAUAGAAAGAUAGUUUGAUAACUAUAAUGAACUUUAUCCAAUGGGUGUGUUAAAUAUCAUUUAUAAAGUAUAAUACUUUAAUUACUUAGGUAUCCCUUUAUUAAGUAAUUAAUAUUUCAUUAACUGGAACAAAAGUAUUAAACUUAUAUCAAUCUAUAUUGUGA
Molecule: messenger RNA, 9336 nt
Organism: Paramecium sonneborni
Lineage: Eukaryota; Ciliophora; Oligohymenophorea; Peniculida; Parameciidae
Source: the annotation of a GenBank genome assembly